AGAAUAAUUGUCACGCUUAAUCGUUGAGAUCCAGAGGAGAAAUCAAAAUAAAAAGAAAAAUGUGCUGCAGAAAAGCAAAAAGCGUAGCAGAUUAGUAAUAAUGGUACUUGGAGAAAGAAGGCAUCUACUGGUACCAACUAGUUUCCAAUAAGACAUCUUGGAUUCUUCAACAGCUUAGUAAAGUCAGCAUCUAGUGCACCCACAUCACCGACCAGAGCCAGUUCCAAUUUAAUCACCUUUACCCCUCCUAUUAAAUUACUCUCUCUCUCUCUCCACACGUCCACGGCCCACCCUUCUUCCAUUUCACUCCGCAGCCCAGGCCCCGCCUCCUUUUUGGUUUGCCGUCACUCCUCUGUCCUCAGUCAGACUCUUUCCUUUUUAACAUCAGAUCCAUUUUCUUAUAUCCCUCAAAAAUUGAAUCUUUUUCUUGAUAUCAAGCACACCUUUCACGCUUUUGAAGAAAAGUGAACAGAAAUCAGAUGGGUGGUGAAGGGAAAGUUUUCACCUUGGCUCAAGUGUCUGAGCACAACAAUCCCAAUGACUGUUGGUUGAUUAUCGGCGGCAAGGUUUAUGACGUGACAAAUUUUUUGGAAGACCAUCCUGGUGGUGACGAGGUUUUGUUGUCUGCUACAGGGAAAGAUGCAACUGAUGAUUUUGAGGAUGUGGGUCAUAGCACGAGUGCUAGAGAAAUGAUGGAUAAAUACUAUGUUGGAGAGAUUGAUCCCUUAACCAUCCCUAAGAAGGCUGCAUAUAAUCCUCCUAAGCAGCGUCACUACAAUCAGGAUAAGACCUCUGAGUUCAUUAUCAAGCUCCUGCAAUUCCUGGUUCCCCUUGCUGUAUUGGGUUUGGCUUUUGGUAUCCGCAUCUACACAAAAUCAAAUUAAGAUCAUUGAAUCCAUCGUAUGAUAAACAUUUCAGAAUUUAUUACUGCUAUUAGGGCCUGUCCCUUUGUCCUAGUCUAGUCUAGUCUAGCAAUUAAAGCUUGUUUCUUUGGUUUCUCAUCAUGUCAACGUUUAGAAUCAUAUAAUCUUGACUCCUGUACCCCAGUUAUCCUAUUUACAGCUCUCAGUUAUUGGAAAUUAAAGACGCUAAUCUGUCUUAUUUUUAAUUCUCAUGUUUGUUUAAUUGUGAUUUACAGACUCUUCCAUGUUUCCACAUGAGUCUUUGGUGCUGUAUUAUAAAUAUUAGCACCAACUCUCAAACAAGAAAUAUAAUAAUCCUAUAUGAUGAUAUGUUGAGAAGUUUUAUAGGAGGCA
This is a messenger RNA of Hevea brasiliensis (rubber tree), 1256 nucleotides long. Its product is annotated as cytochrome b5. The transcript has 3 exons. Bases 480 to 884 code for a protein of 134 amino acids. Gene Ontology annotation, molecular function: heme binding. The record is from RefSeq and is a predicted model, not a curated record. Lineage: Eukaryota; Viridiplantae; Streptophyta; Magnoliopsida; Malpighiales; Euphorbiaceae. Gene Ontology annotation, cellular component: membrane; intracellular membrane-bounded organelle.